AUGGCUACCGGAGCCAAUACUAUACUAGUAGGACAAAAUAACAGCACCCCUAAUAAUCCACCGCUGAACAACAAUAACAAGGUUUUGGAUCCCUUGUUUUUCCCUUCUGAAGAAAUCGAGAGGCCAGUGCAACACACUCAUAGUAAAAAGAGGCAUGUUGAAGAAGAGGCCCCUGAACAACAAGAAACUGGACGAGAAACUUCAGCACUGGUCACCACGUGA
This is a messenger RNA of Dentiscutata erythropus, 222 nucleotides long. NCBI's taxonomy places the organism in Eukaryota, Fungi, Glomeromycota, Glomeromycetes, Diversisporales, Gigasporaceae. The record is from the annotation of a GenBank genome assembly.